AUCUGGGGUUACAUAUCCGUAGUGAUAGUAUGUUGUCAUUAGUGAUAAGGGUAAUCUGUGUUGAUAUGUGGACUGUCCCUUUAAUUGGGGGGAAUGGGAAGUUCAUGAUCCGCUAUACGCAAACACAGCUGAUGCGCCUGCGCUGCACUCAGGAGCAGCAGAGAAGACAAGGGACCGUUUCUGCGAUUUUUUGGGGACAAAAAGAGAUAAAUCACCCUAAACAGACCCGCAGGAAUCAUGGGGAGUGUGUUCCUGCCGGCGGACGCAGCCCACUCUGUGCUGCGGCGGCUGCGCAGGGCAAACUUCUUGCUGGAGGAGAUGAAGCAGGGUGACAUCCAGAGGGAGUGCCGUGAAGAAGUCUGCACCUAUGAGGAGGCCCGUGAGGCUUUUGAGAACGAUGAGAAGACGAGACGGUUCUGGGAGGAAUAUGUGAGGGAGAGCAGUCCAUCUGGAGGGCUGGAGACAGUGGUGGGUGGAGUCCACUCUCUCUACUUGAUAGUGCCAUUGCUGCUGGUUGUGUUCAUCAUCGCCGCCGUUGCCAUCACUGUUUGGCGCUGCCACUCCCGCAAGCGCUCACAGCGCAGCCCCAGCCUGGGACACUCGCAUCACGACCACGUUCUGUCAGUGGUCUCUAUGGACCAUUGGGGGAGGGAUUACCACCAUGGUGACCAAUCAGAACUCAGUGUCCACAGCAGCCCAGCUUAUCCAGGCUCAGAGAUCACAUCAGGGAGAGGAAGUGCUGGAGACCCACCGCCAUCUUAUGAGGAGGCUGUCGGCCAUGCAGAUGUCCAGAUAGAGACGGAGCCACCUCCACAGUACGAGGAUAUAGUCAACACCAGCGCUGCUAGUGUCAAUGGCCCUGGGAAGUAAAGCUGUCCUUCACUACCACCCCAACAAAAGCCCUAACCUACACUAAGACUAUCUUAUCAUCUAGCAAAGCCACUAUUGUGGUUUCACCAGCCUUCCUCAUUCAACACAAACAGAAACACUAAUAAUUGUCUGGUCAAUGGACUAAUGCAAUCUUUGCCAGAGCCAGUGCUGUUGAAAUUUGCACUAACUUUUCAUCAUCGACAUGAAGUGUUGGCAGAAAGGAGCAAAUAAUACUGCAAUACCAAAACCAACCAACACCUCUGCUGAAUUUCCUAAAGUUGCAUCUAUGCUGUCACACUGUAGCAAAUUAUUUAACUGCAGGCAUAACAAAUGUUGCAUGUGGUGUAAAGAAGAAAAGGUUAGGGUUGCCAUAAUGAAGGACAACUAUUCUAAGUGUAUAUAGGGUUUGGACCAAUGCUUUAUUGAAGGUUAGUGCCAAUUUUUAGACUUGAAUGCUUAAUAAUAGAUGUUUUGCUCCUUUUUCUAUGUUUAAAUUUGACUGCUCAAAAGUAAGUACUCACUGUUUCCAUUUACAGUUUUCUAUACUGCAAAACUUUUGUUUUGCAAGAUCAAACAAACAACAGCAUUUAAAACCACAAAAAAAUUCCAGUGAAACUCAGACUUAUUAAAGUUGCAUUCAAUUAUUUUUGACCACCUGGGGGCAGAAGAAUCAAAAACAAAUUCAAAAUCAGGUCUAUCGUUUGUUAUAGCUAGCAUGUUAGAGUAGCAAACUAUUUUUUAAUCAUACACAUAAAAGUCGUUUAUGUCUUUACACCUGCCCAUUUCUGCUGCAUCCAACAUGCUGACUACGAAAACCAACUGCUCAUUUACUCUCUAAUAUAUCCCAGGCCUUAAAAUGCGCCAUUGUUACAAGAUAAUCUGUGUUACUCACCUCAUCUUCAUCAGAGCAACACGAGUUUUAUACAACUGUUCACGCCUAGAUGACUAAUCUAAGUCAAGUACUUUCUUGUUAGCUCUGGUUUAGUUGACCAGUUCAUGACAAAAAUAUCUGGGUCACCAGUCGCUCAUUUACUUCAGCUCUUUGCAGUGUCAUGCUGGGCAGGCAGUGUAUGUCUGGCUUGUCUGAGCUUGUAAACUGGUAAAUCACUGUCCACAGUUGUAUAUUGGGUGGUUAAGGAAGCAUUAUAAUGCAAUAUUAGUGACUCUUCCAAAUUACAGUCAUUAAUUUGAUUCAUUGUUGAUAUCAAAAAUACCAUUUAAUGUAGGUUUAAACAAUCAAGUUGUCAAACUAAUGCAUUGGCCCAACUUCAGUAUACACUUGUGAAUGUUUUUGAGCUCAAGGUAAAGGCCAUCAGUUUUAAAGGGUGUGCUGAAAAAAAUUUUGUGGAUGUGUGUCAUAUGUGCUUACAUUUUGGUAAUGCAUGCAGCUUGGUCUGUACACUUGAGGUUGGAUCUGGUUCUGCACCGUUUGUCAAUGGUCAGUGCUCGCUAGUCCAUGCUUAUGUUUGGGCCGCUGACAGUUGCUCAGAGCCUGCUUUAACUGUGAAAAUCUUUCCCCUAAAGCAAAUGUAACUGAGUUGAAUAUUGCUACAAAGUCUUCUGCUGUGCUAGUUUCACUAAAAGUACACAGAGGAUACUUCAAAUAGGUUUGCAGCACAGUAAAUGUAAGUUUUGGAGUGACUUGCACAGGAAUGUGGGACAGAAAGCAAUAGAGACAGAGGCUUUUGGGAAAAGAGUUAUCAGAGGGGAAAGGCUCUGUAUUUAAUUUCAUUAUGGACAGAGUCCAUGUUUAGCAUGUCUGAUGUACCUGUAUAUAAAUAUGUAUAGCCUGUGUGUGAAAGUAAGUUACAGUGAGAUUGUUUUUACUGCAUAGGAAUGCAGUGAACACAUUGAUACUAAUGUGAUGAUUAUACACCAGUCUGUGAAUAAAAGAAGGCACUUUGUGUGUAAGCUCAAAAUGAGCUGUUAAAUGGAAACUAGGACAGAGUGGUUUGAUAUCUUCAGUGUGACUCUCAGCAAUAACGAUGUCACUGUAAUCUGAAAAAGUGCUCAUAAUCUAUAUGCAAUGUUGCUGCGUACACUCUAAAAACCAAAUAUGUCUAAUUUUCACUUGAUACUGAUAAAUGUUACACAUUUCCUAUCUACACCUCACAGACUUUGAGCACUGACUCUUAUUGUUAUUGUACUUUGUACUGAGUUGACCUUUGAACCUCAGCACUUGCUAUGACCUUGAACUGAGUUGUGCUGGUAGGGGUAGCCAUUUUGGUAAGGUCAGUUGUACUAUUACUUACAGAGCCCUGUUUUUACAAUGCCUUAUCAAACAAACAAAAUGUUAUAAAUCCUUGAUAUGUGCAAAAGCUUGAAUUAAUUUGUAAUAAAACAUUUUAAAAUA
This is a messenger RNA of Seriola aureovittata, 3223 nucleotides long. RefSeq names its product proline rich Gla (G-carboxyglutamic acid) 1 (gene prrg1). Gene Ontology annotation, molecular function: calcium ion binding. The record is from RefSeq and is a predicted model, not a curated record. Lineage: Eukaryota; Metazoa; Chordata; Actinopteri; Carangiformes; Carangidae. Gene Ontology annotation, cellular component: extracellular region. The coding region runs from base 238 to 870 and encodes 210 amino acids. The transcript has 4 exons.